Argiope bruennichi is the source of this 3189-nucleotide messenger RNA. RefSeq lists its product as uncharacterized. The record is from RefSeq and is a predicted model, not a curated record. The coding region runs from base 1 to 3189 and encodes 1062 amino acids. NCBI's taxonomy places the organism in Eukaryota, Metazoa, Arthropoda, Arachnida, Araneae, Araneidae. The transcript has 39 exons.
AUGGGACGGCAGCUCAGAGUUCAAAGACCACCAAUUCGCAAUAUCUCGGAUUUCCGUGAUCGUUGCUUAAACAUUUGGUACAAUCUGUCUCCGGCCAUCUACCAAGGACUUGUGGCAUCCAUGCCAAGGCGGGUUGAAGCUGUGUUGCGCGCCAAAGUCCAGCUUGAUGAAAAGAAGUCGAAUGCCUGCAGUCAUAGAAGUAUCGUCUUCAUAUCUGAGGGCAUGGCAGUGCCCCCACCAAGUCGAGCAAAAACAAGCGGCACCACCGUACCAUCCCUUUCCCGAAGCAGUUCAGGCCAUUUUCGACCCCUUAUAACAUCGUUUCUUCGGUUGGACCCGGGUUCAGUAGUUCUCAGCCAACUUCUGAGCAGUUUCCUGGCAUCCGAAGAAACAAAGCGAGUACUUUCUUUUCUUUUUCCUCCUAUAAGUGGCAGAAGAGAUAGGCGUGAAAUUAUGGUCAUACGUAAACAGUUUAUUGAAUUGCUCUUUGUAAGGAACUCUCACCCAACUUUCAAAAAAGAAUUGGCAUCUGAAGAAACAUUAUCUUCGGUUGGACCCGGGUUCAGUAGUUCUCAGCCAACUUCUGAGCAGUUUCCUGGCAUCCGAAGAAACAAAUCUUCGGUUGGACCCGGGUUCAGUAGUUCUCAGCCAACUUCUGAGCAGUUGCCUGGCAUCCGAAGAAACAAAUCUUCGGUUGGACCCGGGUUCAGUAGUUCUCAGCCAACUUCUGAGCAGUUUCCUGGCAUCCGAAGAAACAAAUCUUCGGUUGGACCCGGGUUCAGUAGUUCUCAGCCAACUUCUGAGCAGUUUCCUGGCAUCCGAAGAAACAAAUCUUCGGUUGGACCCGGGUUCAGUAGUUCUCAGCCAACUUCUGAGCAGUUUCCUGGCAUCCGAAGAAACAAAUCUUCGGUUGGACCCGGGUUCAGUAGUUCUCAGCCAACUUCUGAGCAGUUUCCUGGCAUCCGAAGAAACAAAUCUUCGGUUGGACCCGGGUUCAGUAGUUCUCAGCCAACUUCUGAGCAGUUUCCUGGCAUCCGAAGAAACAAAUCUUCGGUUGGACCCGGGUUCAGUAGUUCUCAGCCAACUUCUGAGCAGUUUCCUGGCAUCCGAAGAAACAAAUCUUCGGUUGGACCCGGGUUCAGUAGUUCUCAGCCAACUUCUGAGCAGUUUCCUGGCAUCCGAAGAAACAAAUCUUCGGUUGGACCCGGGUUCAGUAGUUCUCAGCCAACUUCUGAGCAGUUUCCUGGCAUCCGAAGAAACAAAUCUUCGGUUGGACCCGGGUUCAGUAGUUCUCAGCCAACUUCUGAGCAGUUUCCUGGCAUCCGAAGAAACAAAUCUUCGGUUGGACCCGGGUUCAGUAGUUCUCAGCCAACUUCUGAGCAGUUUCCUGGCAUCCGAAGAAACAAAUCUUCGGUUGGACCCGGGUUCAGUAGUUCUCAGCCAAAUUCUGAGCAGUUUCCUGGCAUCCGAAGAAACAAAUCUUCGGUUGGACCCGGGUUCAGUAGUUCUCAGCCAACUUCUGAGCAGUUUCCUGGCAUCCGAAGAAACAAAUCUUCGGUUGGACCCGGGUUCAGUAGUUCUCAGCCAACUUCUGAGCAGUUUCCUGGCAUCCGAAGAAACAAAUCUUCGGUUGGACCCGGGUUCAGUAGUUCUCAGCCAACUUCUGAGCAGUUUCCUGGCAUCCGAAGAAACAAAUCUUCGGUUGGACCCGGGUUCAGUAGUUCUCAGCCAACUUCUGAGCAGUUUCCUGGCAUCCGAAGAAACAAAUCUUCGGUUGGACCCGGGUUCAGUAGUUCUCAGCCAACUUCUGAGCAGUUUCCUGGCAUCCGAAGAAACAAAUCUUCGGUUGGACCCGGGUUCAGUAGUUCUCAGCCAACUUCUGAGCAGUUUCCUGGCAUCCGAAGAAACAAAUCUUCGGUUGGACCCGGGUUCAGUAGUUCUCAGCCAACUUCUGAGCAGUUUCCUGGCAUCCGAAGAAACAAAUCUUCGGUUGGACCCGGGUUCAGUAGUUCUCAGCCAACUUCUGAGCAGUUGCCUGGCAUCCGAAGAAACAAAUCUUCGGUUGGACCCGGGUUCAGUAGUUCUCAGCCAAAUUCUGAGCAGUUUCCUGGCAUCCGAAGAAACAAAUCUUCGGUUGGACCCGGGUUCAGUAGUUCUCAGCCAACUUCUGAGCAGUUUCCUGGCAUCCGAAGAAACAAAUCUUCGGUUGGACCCGGGUUCAGUAGUUCUCAGCCAACUUCUGAGCAGUUUCCUGGCAUCCGAAGAAACAAAGCGAGAACUCUCACCCAACUUUCAAAAAAGAAUUGGCAUCUGAAGAAACAUUAUCUUCGGUUGGAUCCGGGUUCAGUAGUUCUCAGCCAACUUCUGAGCAGUUUCCUGGCAUCCGAAGAAACAAAGCGAGUACUUUCUUUUCUUUUUCCUCCUAUAAGUGGCAGAAGAGAUAGGCGUGAAAUUAUGGUCAUACGUAAACAGUUUAUUGAAUUGCUCUUUGUAAGGAACUCUCACCCAACUUUCAAAAAAGAAUUGGCAUCUGAAGAAACAUUAUCUUCGGUUGGACCCGGGUUCAGUAGUUCUCAGCCAACUUCUGAGCAGUUUCCUGGCAUCCGAAGAAACAAAUCUUCGGUUGGACCCGGGUUCAGUAGUUCUCAGCCAACUUCUGAGCAGUUUCCUGGCAUCCGAAGAAACAAAUCUUCGGUUGGACCCGGGUUCAGUAGUUCUCAGCCAACUUCUGAGCAGUUUCCUGGCAUCCGAAGAAACAAAUCUUCGGUUGGACCCGGGUUCAGUAGUUCUCAGCCAACUUCUGAGCAGUUUCCUGGCAUCCGAAGAAACAAAUCUUCGGUUGGACCCGGGUUCAGUAGUUCUCAGCCAACUUCUGAGCAGUUUCCUGGCAUCCGAAGAAACAAAUUUUCGGUUGGACCCGGGUUCAGUAGUUCUCAGCCAACUUCUGAGCAGUUUCCUGGCAUCCGAAGAAACAAAUCUUCGGUUGGACCCGGGUUCAGUAGUUCUCAGCCAACUUCUGAGCAGUUUCCUGGCAUCCGAAGAAACAAAUCUUCGGUUGGACCCGGGUUCAGUAGUUCUCAGCCAACUUCUGAGCAGUUUCCUGGCAUCCGAAGAAACAAAACUUCGGUUGGUCCAGUGUUAAGUAGUUCUCAGCCAACUACUGAACCUGUUUCUGGAAUCCGAAGAUGA